UCAACAAUAUUGUAGUUCGGGAGCUUCGUUAAGAUGGAGCUCGUAUGUGCCAUAGUGUUGACCUUUGUUACGGUAGUGAGUGGGGUCCCGCAUGGCUAUGGUGCUCUUGAGGGUGCCGGUGCAGCAGCUAAAGCAGAGGCACACGCCGCAGCAGGUGCUUUUAGCGGCCUGGGAGGGUUACCAAUUAGCAUACCAAAUGGAGCCGGAUUUUCUGGAAGUUUCUCAAAGUCGUCAUCAUCUAGCUUUGCUUCAUCAAGUGCAAGUGCUAGUUCUGGUGCAUUUAGCUUCAGUGGUUCCAGUACAGGCAAUCUAAAUCGAGUGGGAGCAAAUAAUUUUGGUACAUCCAGUAACGGAGGUUGCGCUUCAGGAGGUUGUAAAUAUGGCCCAGAAGGUGUUAACGAUAAUUCUCAAUCGUACAAUAUAGCAAGUGCCGGUGCUGCAUCUCAAGCAGGUGCUGUAACUGGAUUCUCUGAUAAUUCGAAAAUUAAUAAUCAGCGACCUUGUGCAGGCGACUGUUCUAAUCUUAAACCAUCGGACUGUAAAGGGUCUGGAUGCAAUGAUUUUUCUGGUCCAUCAAGUAAUUGCGCUUUAGGUGGAUGUGGAGGCGAUUUUCCUUUGGAUACUUCUUCACAUAAUAAUGGGCCCAGCAACUCAGUAAUUGGUACUUCUCAUGCUAAUGAUAAUACAAAUUGUGUAAAUGGAAAAUGUGGAAUAAAUGUUGAAAUUGAUAGUAAGCCCGAAUUAGAAUUCAAUGUAAAUAAAUGUACCUCUGGAAAAUGUGGUCCAAAGACAGAAACGACCUUAUCAUCAAGUACACCCAUAUUGGAAACAGUAUCAUCCACUGGGAAUGACGGCUCUAAUGAUAUAUUAGUAGGCACUACUGGACCUUUGUCUCCUAAAUUGCAACCGGAAUCAAGCUAUCAAUCUCCCAUUUAUGGCGAAACAGCUAUUUCAACGUCUAUUCCGAUCUCAAAACCCACAUCUAAUACAGUCCCUAGUUCACCUACUCAAAAUAAGUAUCCUACCGCAUCUGAAAGUCCAACGUCAUCUAGUUAUACUAUACCUGCAGGUCAUUUAUUAACUCCUAAACUAGAACCUGCUUGCACAUCUCCUAAUUGUCAGCCAGAAAAUAGUAAACCUGGAUAUAACUAUUUAACACCAACUAGUUCAGGAAGUGACAAACCCAUAAACCACGUAUAUCCGAAUAACCUGUUGAAAGAAACAAACUCCCCUACCACAUUCAGUAAUAACUCACCAUAUACAAACAAUAUAGGGUUGAAAGGCCCUACAUCUUGUGUUUCUGGAAAUUGCGGUAAUUAUCCACCAGGUCGACCAACAGGAAUUAGCGAUUCAGAAACACAAGCUCCAAAAGAUUCUUUGAAUGCCAAUCACAGGAUUCCAUCGGUUAUUCCGAGUUAUAUUCAAAAUGGUCCAGAAAGUUGUUCGUCAGGAAAUUGUGGCACGCAACCUAAACCUGAAAAUAUUCCUAGUAAUCCGUUUAUACAACCUACAGAAAACAGUCCUUCUGGUUCUAAAUAUCCAGCAGUAACUUGUGGUUCAGGAAAUUGUGGAAAUUAUCCUCAUUCAACUCCUUCCUAUUUUCAAGGAAUUUCUCCCAGUAAUCCACAAAAUUGCAUAUCAGGUAAAUGUAGUUCCUAUCCUUCACCGAUAUCUACAGAAUACAAAAUCCCAGCACAGAAUUACAAUAACCCCGCUGGACCUGCGAAUUGCAUAUCUGGAAAUUGCAAUAGUUAUCCAUCCACACAGUACUCUGAAUAUCCAAAUAAUAAUCAAGGUAAUUUUCCUAAUGCGCCAGUGAACUGUGCAUCAGGAAAAUGUAAUAACCCUUCUAAUACAGGAUCAGAAAUUAUUCCUACUCCUACACAAAAUUGCAUAUCAGGAAAGUGUCAGACUAUUCCUUCCAAAACAAAUGUAGAUUCAAACAUUCAAGGAUUUAGUAAUCCUUUAAGCUCUUUAGGACCCUUGACAACUAUUCCGGCAAAUUGUGCUUCAGGUAAUUGCGGUAAUUCUCCUAUCCCAACUAUUAAUACGGGUAAUAAAAUACCGUAUUUUGAUAGAACUUUACCUGGUAAUGUAGAAAACUGUGCUUCUGGAAAUUGCGGUUCUAAUCCACCUAAUACGGGAUUUAGCCAAAGCCUUCCUAAUAAUGUUUCCUCAAAUGACUCACAAGAAUCUUUCCCUGCAUUUGUACCAUUACAACCUAAUCAGUCACCACAAUAUAAUAAUCCAAGUAAUAAACCAACGUACGGAUUGCAUUCUAAUAAUGGGGCAUCUCCGAAUAACGAUGUCUCAUCAAUAUCCCACUCGAUAUCCCCAAAUCUGAAUUUGAAUGAAACGAUCCCUAGUUCUCAGAAAGGUCCAGCAUAUACGGGUGGCUUUGGUGGACCUCCAGGAUUACUGAAACCUAAUAAUUUUGACCUCCCACUUCCGGGAGGUUUUGUGCCCACACCUGUAGAUAAUACAAAUAAACCUGAAUCAGUAUCAAAUAAACCAGCAUCUUGUUCAUCUUCGGGAUCUUGUAUUACCCAAUCCAAUCUCGGAGGUUCAACAAAUAAUAAUAUUUCACCAGAACAUUCUAUUUCUACACCUUCUCACUAUGACCAAGGUCAUCAUUCUACGGGAAUUAAUUCUGCUGCCGCCGCUACGGCUAAUGCAGUAGCUUAUUCAGGUGGAUUUGGUGGUCCACCAGGUUUCUUAAAACCUUAUGAUGAUGGUAAAAUUGGUGAUGGAAGUGUGACUAAGCCACAGUUUGGUACCAAUAAUAAAGAAACACUGUCAUCUUAUGAUAACAAAAUAAAUGGUGCUAGCGGUUUAAGCCACGGUUUUAUAACUCAAGCUGGUUCUUUUGCUGGAGCAUCUGCGGGAUCUUUUGGUAAUAGUAAUAAUAAUAAAGAAAAUCAUGGUUGUAGAGGAGGGUGUGAUUCCACAGGUAGUGGUGGAUACACUAGUAACUUGGGUUUUAAUGGGAACAGUGGAUUUGGGUUAUCUAAGUAUGGACUGUCGGAAGGUCUACAUGGAAUUUCAAAUACAGCUGCCGCAGCAUCAAAGAGUGCUGCCGGUGUAUUGAGUGGUGCUAACGCAGGUUCAUUUGGAACUGCAGGGAGCUUCGCUAGUAGUUCAGCUUCCGCUCACGCGUCAUCUGGAUUUGCGACUAAAGGAGGUUACGGAAGAUAAUAAUUUUAUUAAAACUACGUAUUAGUACUUUAAAGAUAAAUAUUAACUGUAUUAAAAGUGAACAAGACUUAUUAAUGUAAAUGAAGUAGAAAAGAUUUAUUAUAUAUAAUGUGAUAUUAUUUACUAAUACCUAUGUUAGAUAUCGUUUUGGUAUUAUUAGAUAUAACUUCGAUUAAGGAUAUUUAUAAUAGAGCGUUCCGUCGGUCUGUGUUCUUUUAC
This is a messenger RNA of Achroia grisella, 3414 nucleotides long. RefSeq names its product mucin-19-like (gene Cb10). The transcript is spliced from 3 exons. The record is from RefSeq and is a predicted model, not a curated record. The coding region runs from base 34 to 3195 and encodes 1053 amino acids. NCBI's taxonomy places the organism in Eukaryota, Metazoa, Arthropoda, Insecta, Lepidoptera, Pyralidae.